Molecule: messenger RNA, 1092 nt
Organism: Myripristis murdjan (pinecone soldierfish)
Lineage: Eukaryota; Metazoa; Chordata; Actinopteri; Holocentriformes; Holocentridae
Product: ecto-ADP-ribosyltransferase 4-like
Exons: 2
Coding region: 59-904 (281 amino acids)
Molecular function (GO): NAD+-protein-arginine ADP-ribosyltransferase activity; NAD+ poly-ADP-ribosyltransferase activity
Source: RefSeq, a predicted model, not a curated record
ACAGUUCUUCCUUGCUGACCUCUUUGCAAACCCAGGAGCUGUUUGCUUUACUGCAGUGAUGAACGGCAACAUGCUGAACUUUGCCCUGUUGGGUUUUCUCUUCAUCUGGAUGCUGCCUACAGAGUCCAGGGUGAUUCCCUUCAAUUUCAGUCAGCCACUUUCCGGUCCCAUCCAAUUAAACAUGGCUGAAGAUGCCGUUGAUGACAUGUACAUAGGCUGCACUGAACGCAUGAUGAGAAGAGUCAAGGACACAUUCAUGAAAAUCGAGAGAAAGAAUGAAGUGUUUGCAAAAGCCUGGAAGAAUGCAGAAAACUGUGCAAGUGAGAAGCUCAGACAUCAACACAAGAAUGGGACUCUCACAAAGGAUCACAUCCAAGCAAUCUGUCUUUAUACAUCUAAUUAUAUUACAGUCUCUAACCGUAAGUUUUAUGACCUUUUCAACACUGUGACUCGCACCGGGAGGAAAACGUAUACCACCACCAAGUUCGAGUUCCAUGCUUUCCAUUUCUUUCUGACAUCUGCUGUACAAACGCUGAAAAAUAAUCAAAGUAGCGGUACCAUCAAGCCUACCUACCGAAGAACAAAUAGUGCCUUCGAGGGUAAAGUCAACAAAAUAAUGCGAUUUGGUUCUUUUUCUUCCAGCUCUUUCAGAACAGACUUGACACAUUUUGGGAACAAAAGCUGCUUUGAAAUUUGGACGAAUUUAGGUGCUUCCCUGGGUGAAUAUUCAAGGAUCAGCAAUGAGCUUGAGGUACUCAUUCCUCCCUAUGAGAUGUUCAAAAUAACCGAGAUAGUUAAAGGUAAAAAACUUAAAAAGAGAAAAGGUCUGGAUGACUGUAAAGUUCUCUUUAUUUUAAAGAGCGCAGGAGUUCACAGCAAUCUGAACUGCCAAGCUUCUGUAUAGAAGGGCUCAGCUGGUUGGGCACAGAUUAAGUAAAUGGGUCUUGCAGUGCAAUCUGUGUUCCCUUAAACAUUGGAUUACUAUUGAAUGAAUGUCUUUUCUCAGCCAAGCUUAUGAGUGCUUUUUGGGAACCCUCCUGAAACAACCCCAAAUGUAUUUUUACAGUAAUGCUGAUGUAGUUUGUAGUUACU